AUGACUACCUUGUUCCAUGAUAUGAUGCAUCAGGAAAUCGAAGUCUAUGUGGAUGAUGUCUUCAUAAAAUCAAGGGAAAGUUUGGAGCAUACCACGCAUUUGUGCAAAUUCUUCGACAGACGUUGCAAAAUCAAUUUAAAAUUGAAUCCCGCAAAGUGCACGUUUGGGUUGCUCGCAGGUAAACUGCUAGGAUUCACAGUCAGUCGCAGAGGCAUUGAGCUAGAUCCUGUUAAGAUUAAGGCAAUACAAGAGCUACCGCCUCCCAAAACCAAGAAGGAGGUCAUGAGCUUCUUAAGAAGGUGCAUGCUCGCCCAACAUGACGAAGAGGGCAAAAAGGAACAUGCCAUCUACUACUUGAGCAAGAAGUUCAUCUCUUGCGAAGCGCGAUACACGCACAUGGAGAAAACCUGUUGCGCUUUAACCUGGAUCGCCCAAAAGUUGAGACACUACCUAUCAGUGUUCACCACUCACCUCAUCUCCCAAAUGGAUCGGCUAAGAUAUAUCUUCUGGCAACCAAUGCCCAUAGGAAAAUUAGCUAAGUGGCAAAUGCUGCUGAGCGAAUUGGACAUUGUGUAUGUGGCGCAAAAAGCGAUCAAAGGACAAGCCUUGGCGGACCUCCUAGCGGAAAGUCCCGUGGAUGAUGAAUUGGAGCCAUUACGGACUUUCUUCCCGGACGAAAAGGUGAUGGCUAUAGAAGAAAAAUUGUUGGAACCAUACUCAGGCUGGAGACUAUUUUUUGAUGGAGCAGUCAACUACAAAGGAUCAAGCAUUGGAACCGUAUUGAUAUCGGAGACAAGUCAACAUUAUCCGAUGGCCGCAAAGCUCAACUUUCGAUGCACCAACAAUCUGGCAGAAUACGAAGCAUGCAUCCUAGGCCUCAGGAUGGCGCUGGAUAUGAACAUACAAGAAUUGUUGGUGAUCGGAGAUUUCGAUCUACUCAUAAAUCAAGUAAAAGGAAAUUGGGCAACAAAAAAUGAUAAAAUACUCCCAUAUGUGAAUUUGGCACAAAGAUUGUGUGGAAGAUUCAAGAGUAUUGACUUUAGACAUACGCACACACCAAGGGCUCAAAACGAGUUCGUAGACGUGUUAGCCACGAUAGCGUCUAUGAUCCAACAUCCCAAGAGUGGCCACAUUGAUCUGUUGGAGAUCACACUAAAGGAAGAGCAGGCUCACUGCGCCUGUGUGGAAGCAGAGCCAGAUGGCAAACCAUGGUACGUUGACAUCAAGACCUACCUGGAAAAGGGGGAGUAUCCACUAGAGAGUUCGGCAAAUCAAAAGAAAACUAUCAGGAGAUUGGCUAAUAGCUUCUUGUUGAACAAGGAAAGUGAGGAGAGAGGAGCGUAUGCGAGAGCUGUUGGGAAUGGGGGACAGAGGAAUGGGGGGCAGAUACACAUGGAUCUAAUCAAAGUUCCACCCCCGGAAUUACAUGCGAUGAGUGCUUCUUGGCCUUUCGUGGCAUGGGAAAUGGACGACACAGGACCCAUUGAACCUCCGGCCUCCAACGGACAUCGUUUUAUCUUAGUUGCCAUAGACUAUUUCACCAAAAAGGUGGAGGCAGCUUCCCCCAAAUCAGUGACUAAGAAAGUGGUAGCUGACUUCGGAAAAAACAAUCUGAUAUGUCAUUUCGGUGUACCGGAAUCUAUCAUCACGGAUAAUGGUGCCAAUCCGAACAGUCAUCUGAUGAAGGACAUCAGUGAGCAAUUCAAAAUCACUCAAAGGAACUCUACCACCUACCGGCCUCAGAUGAACGGAGCUGUAGAAGCUGCCAAUAAGAACAUCAAAAGGAUUUUGAGGAAGAUGGUUGACAACUACAAAAAUUGGCACGAACAACUGCCUUAUGCUCUGUUGGGAUACAAAACAACAACCGAAACUUCCACCGGGGCAACUCCAUACCUCCUCGUUUAUUGUACAGAAGCAGUCAUACCCGCAGAAGUGGAAAUCCCUUCACUCAAAAUUAUCCAAGAGGCAGAAAUAGAGGAUGCAGAAUGGGUCAAGAACCGGUAUGAACAAUUGGCCAUGAUAGAGGAAAAACGAAUGGUGGCAGACAGCAGCAAAGCAAAGGCAAGAGCCCAAACAAAGGAGAGAGAUCAAAAAGAUCACAACGGAAAUAGGUAUAAUAAUGGAUGGACUUACAUUAUCACAGGUGGUCAUAGCUUGGUGGAAUGUUCAAGCAGCAACAAAGUUGAAAGCAAUCCUUAA
Messenger RNA from Lycium barbarum (goji berry), 2199 nucleotides. RefSeq lists its product as uncharacterized. Gene Ontology annotation, biological process: DNA integration. Gene Ontology annotation, molecular function: nucleic acid binding; RNA-DNA hybrid ribonuclease activity. Lineage: Eukaryota; Viridiplantae; Streptophyta; Magnoliopsida; Solanales; Solanaceae. The transcript is spliced from 6 exons. The coding region runs from base 1 to 2199 and encodes 732 amino acids. The record is from RefSeq and is a predicted model, not a curated record.